AACACCGAUGAAAUGUCAAAGAUUGUAUAAUGUGGCGAACCGUUUCAUUUGUUGAACGGGUUGAAGUUGACUUUGACGGGAAUCUAUUCAAUCAAGCAAUAACCUUAGCUGACAUCGACAAUGACAAGGCCAAUGAAUUGAUAGUUGGUAACACAGAAGGCGACCUUGCAAUCUUCAAAGGAACAAAUCGAAGACCAUGGAAAGUUUGUACAGACCUGGGAAUGAUUACAUGUAUUGGUGUGGGAGAUGUCUAUGGAAAAGGCAAAAAUAUCUUGGUGGUCCUGACAGCUGAGGGCUGGUGCUAUCUCUUUGAAGUGAAAGGGGACUCAUCUUCAGGGGAGAUUGGCAAGGAUACUGAGGAGGAACUGGACAAAAUACUAAAGCCAUCAUUUACUCAACACUUACCUGCAAAUGGCAAAGUUCUUCUCAUAGAUGAUGUUGAUGGGGAUGGACAGACUGAGGUGAUGGUUGGGUACUCAGAUCGAGUGGUCAGGUGUUUCACCUGGUCAGUUUCCCAGGACCAUGAUAUUGAACAAACCAGUGGAAAAUUUUUACAGUCAGGGAAAUGGCAACUCACAGGACAGAUUGGAUCAUUAACUGUGAAUAUGUGUGAGGAUGGUCGUCCAGAAGUGCUCGUUUCCCAGCCAGGAGGAACGUAUGUAACACUUUACCAUACUACAGAGGCUGAGGAUGCUGACAUUCACAAGUUUGAAAAUGAAUGUUUAGGGAUUUCAAGAACCAGAAACAUUUCUAUUUCUACCGAAAUUGUUGGCGGCAUUAAAAAGGGAACCAAUGAAACAGAAGCUGGGACCUUCUAUGCCCUUUGCACUCUUGAUGGAACACUGCUGCUGGUUGAAAACAAACAGAUUUUAUGGUCAUUACAAGUCGAUCACCAACUGUUUUCAUUAACAAAGCUGGACAUCACAGGAAAUGGCAUGGAAGAGGUCGUUUGCUGUGCAUGGGACGGUCAGACUUACAUUGUGAACCACACCAAAGAUGUAGUUCGCUAUCAUUUUGAAGAGAAUGUGAAGACAUUCACUGCUGGACAGUUCAGUGUGACUGACCACGAAAAUGUUCCCUGCUUUGUGUAUGCCACCUUCAACAACAAAAUAUACAUCUACUACAACAUAAGUCUGCCGCAGGUGGAAUCCACCAACCUCAUCGAGGUCAUGGACCGGAUCCCAGAGACUCAUCAGCUGUUCCAACAGCUCAAUAUCAUAAAUCCUGACACCAAAACUCUCAGGGAACUUUAUCAUUGGUGUUUAUAUGGAAAAAAGACGAAGACUUGAUGUAUAAAUUUGGUGUAUUCCAUGUGGUUUGAAUUUGUCAAUGUUAUUCUGUGGACAGCACGAUUGAUAUACUGACAGAGAGUACCUGGCUGGUGAUAUAUAAUUCAGCUACAAAGGAUCCCAUGCAGAAAAAUAGUGACAGAGCUAUUGGGCUGAUGAACAUCGUUUCCCCCAAAGAAUAUCAUUUCUUUUAAGGGAUACAAACAACUUUGUUUCCAAUUAAACAAAAAGUGGAAUGUUCAUACAUUGACUGCUUGCUUGUAAAGGAUUACAACCUUUUUGUGUGAAAUAAGACGCGAAGUGAAAGAUGAAUUAAAAAUUGACAAUCAUAUUUCAGAGUGAUAGUAAGUAUUUGAACGACUGAUGAUUUUAAACAUCAUCAUAUAUUGUUUAUUAAGUUGUGAAAAGAGAAUAUUCUCCAGUACAUAUAUUCCUAUUAUUAGGUCAUCAAAAUAGAUAGCUUUCGAUCUUUCCACACAUCCAGACCUGACCAGAUCAAACUCGGACCUUGUCUGUUCCACUCGCCCAAGCUUACCCUCAUGCUCACAAGAGUAUUCCUCCCCAAUUAAUCAAUAUAUUUUUACUUCUUUCAUACUAACUACAUAUACAUGUAACUUCCAUUUUUA
Ylistrum balloti is the source of this 1915-nucleotide messenger RNA. RefSeq names its product KICSTOR complex protein ITFG2-like. Gene Ontology annotation, biological process: regulation of TOR signaling. The transcript is spliced from 12 exons. Bases 30 to 1289 code for a protein of 419 amino acids. Gene Ontology annotation, cellular component: KICSTOR complex. The record is from RefSeq and is a predicted model, not a curated record. Lineage: Eukaryota; Metazoa; Mollusca; Bivalvia; Pectinida; Pectinidae.